Molecule: messenger RNA, 1774 nt
Organism: Rosa chinensis
Lineage: Eukaryota; Viridiplantae; Streptophyta; Magnoliopsida; Rosales; Rosaceae
Product: tryptophan aminotransferase-related protein 3
Exons: 5
Coding region: 162-1592 (476 amino acids)
Biological process (GO): amino acid metabolic process
Molecular function (GO): carbon-sulfur lyase activity; transaminase activity
Source: RefSeq, a predicted model, not a curated record
GAUUCUUUUGUUAAAUCAUGGUGGUCCUCCCCAAAACUUAAACUUGUCAGUUUCUUCCACACAUUUUCUUCUAUACAUUAGAGAUUCUAAGAGGAGUAUCUGAUCCCAACAAACAAGUUCUACUUAAGCUAGAGACUCUGAAACCAACAAAUUAGUCAUUCAUGGAUAAGCUACAACAAAGCUCCUACGUUGUGUGCCUGGCAUUUUCUAUAGUUCUAAAUCUGUCAUUGAUAUUCAAGCUCUAUGGACAUGGAGGUCAGUGGGAGCUCAGUUGGAGCAGAAGGGCAGCAGAAGAAGCCGAGUACGUCGCCGCCGUCCCUUGCUCGGGGCAUGGCAGAACCUACUUGGAUGGCUUGGUUCUUGAUGGCAAGCAACCCGCUUGUGAGUGCAAUUCUUGCUAUGGAGGCUCAGAUUGUUCUCAGUUCUUAACUGAUUGUGAAUCAAAUGCUGACGGUGGGGAUCCAUAUUUCUUAGAGCCCUUUUGGAUGCAACAUGCUUCUGAAAGUGCAAUUCUAGUAGCAGGGUGGCAUCGAAUGGGCUAUACUUUCUCUGAUUAUGCUUACAUCUCACAAGAGCUUGAGAGGCUCAUCCGCAAAGUACACGACAUUGCUGGUAAUGCAGUCACUCAAGGAAGGUACAUUGUAAUUGGUGCUGGCUCAACCCAUCUCCUCAACGCUGCAGUUAAAGCGCUCUCUUUCUCAUCAACCAGUAGUUUCAACUCAUCAUCAUCCUCACCUGCUAGUGUUGUUGUUUCAAUUCCUUUUUACGCGCUUUAUGAAGCGCAAACGGAAUACUUCCGAUCAGUGGAUUACAAGUUUGAAGGGGAUGGUUCGUUGCUGCAGAACAUCACAGAUGGAACUAAGAGGGUUAUUGAGUUUGUAACCGCACCAAACAAUCCUGAUGGGAAGCUAAAUAAAGCAAAUUUUCAAGGACCAAAUUCCGAAGCAAUCUAUGAUCGUGUUUAUUAUUGGCCACAUUUCACACCCAUUCCAACUCCAGCAAAUGACAAUGUCAUGGUGUUUUCAAUCUCCAAGCUCACAGGCCAUGCUGGUACAAGAUUAGGGUGGGCAGUGAUAAAGGAUGAGGAAGUGUACCAAAGAAUGUUGCAGCAUACUCUGACAAGUAACUUGGGUAUUUCUCGCGAUGCUCAGCUAAGAGCUUUGAAGCUUUUGAAAGUAGUCGUAGAAGGUGGAGGAAAAGAAAUUUUCCAAUUCGGAUACACCACUAUGAGGAACCGUUGGGAAAAUUUGAGUAACGCCCUGUCUGUGUCAAACCGCUUUUCUCUGCAGAAAGUUGAACCUCAGUACUGCACUUUUUUCCAGAAAAUUAGAGGACCAUCUCCUGCCUUUGCGUGGGUGAAGUGCGAGAGGGAAGAGGAUAAAGAUUGCUACACAGUCCUCAAAGAAGAAGCUAAUGUUUACGGCCGUAGUGGAAGUGUCUUUGGUGCUGAAGAUCGAUAUGUACGUCUCGCCCUCAUAAGGAGCCAAGAUGAUUUCGAUAUAUUGCUUUACCGACUGAACCAGUUAGUCUCCAAGGAAGAUGCACAGCCCCAAAUUUAUAUGAAAAAUGUGACAAACCCAUCACUUUCUUAGACGCAAAACUCAUGUAAGUAGCUAGAACUUGAGGUCUUUUCAUCACUAUUUAGCCUGUGUACUUGAAAAAAUAAGGGAGCCCGAGAUUGUAUUCUCACUAUUAUUGUCACUCUCACAUUUCGCUGAGAGUGUAAAACACUUUUACACUAGUGUUUAAAUGUCGAUGCAUGCCCUCCUGACAA